GGUUGAAGACCAUGUCAUUGGGGAAGGCAGCGGCUCUGGCGAUGCGGUGCUGUGCUGCUGCUAUACCCAAAGGGCGCCGAUGCUGGUGGGUGAACUGGCGAAUGUGUUGAAACUACAAUUGUCGACCCAAUUCGCUGCGACAGGCUCAUACUACUGCAGAAUGUGAGCAGAAGACCAACUGGGCGAUAUGAGUCUUCAUCUUCGCCUGUCUCGCAGUAUUCCUUCGCAUCGUCGCGAACGCGCUAGCGAGAUUCAGGAUUCCAUCGACGAUCGCCGAAUUUGGAAGAAGAAAAAGACGAACAAGCAGCCAGUGCUCAACGAGUUCAUCCCAAGGGGUAUCCGCGACAACGUGGGAUCUACGUUCAGCGACCCCAAUGGCGGAGUGACAUCAGCCAGCGAGAGCCUGCCUUGGCAUCUGGCAUUCGAGAGUCCGUCGAACUUCAAGCCUGUUAUCAAACAUUUGCUCGGGCAUGACACGACUCACGCCUCCAUCACUUCAUCAUUCGCCAUCAAUCUGCGUCCUGCCAGCUGUGCCUCAUACACCCGCAACUGUGCAUCAUAAUCGACGCUGAGAAUCCGACAGACUUGCAGGGACAUGACAAUGCGCGAGACUUGGACGAUGAUACCUUGCUCCCGCCUGUACCUGUGCCUAUGCCUGUACUCGUCGUCGGCCCGACACAGGCCACUUGCGGCAUUUCAAAGACGUAUUUGAGCAUCG
Molecule: messenger RNA, 718 nt
Organism: Pseudocercospora fijiensis CIRAD86
Lineage: Eukaryota; Fungi; Ascomycota; Dothideomycetes; Mycosphaerellales; Mycosphaerellaceae
Exons: 1
Coding region: 188-562 (124 amino acids)
Source: RefSeq, a predicted model, not a curated record